CUCCCCGCCAUCACAUAUUCACCACUUCUCGCCUCACAUCACACCUUGGGAGGAAAAGUAGCUCACUCCGGAACGAUGUCUCUGCAACUUAACGCCGUUUAUGCCGCCCCCGCCCACGAGACGCGCACAUUCUCGUCCCCGCUUCCAACACUCCCGCAGUCGCCCACCACAUCAGACCGCACCGCCUUCCUCGAAGCACUACGGACAUCUGUAGUCGGCCUACAGCUCGAUAUCAACGAGUUCCUGACCAAGAAGAUGGACGAGGACAAUAAGGCUAGCGGUAAACUUGCAGCCGAAGAGGCCAAAGAGGAGGAAAACUACGGCGAGGAGGUUGUGGAGGAAGAUUGAUACAUUGAAUUCACUCCGCAAGCUUCUAUACUAUGAAGAUAUACCCAAGGCCCUCCGCGCGCCCAAGACCUGUCUAUCGAUUCCACGCCGAAAAAAUUUCGUCUGGUCGCCGAGCAAUGACGAUUCCACUCAUAAGCGCUCUUGUUCGCGUACCGACACAUUGGAUCUGUAUGGAUGCCCUUGAAUACUAUGACGAGGUCGAGUAACCUAAUCGGAGGCCGCGGGAUCGUCAGUAGCAGAGGAAAGAAGAAGCCAUCAUGAAGCGCAAAAUUCUGAGGCGAAGGGGGAUCACGAACGUAAGGAGGGUGAAAAGGCAAGGACGAUUAGCGCAAAGUCAUGGAGGAUUGUACUUGCAGGCGU
Messenger RNA from Mytilinidion resinicola, 708 nucleotides. RefSeq lists its product as uncharacterized. NCBI's taxonomy places the organism in Eukaryota, Fungi, Ascomycota, Dothideomycetes, Mytilinidiales, Mytilinidiaceae. The record is from RefSeq and is a predicted model, not a curated record. The coding region runs from base 76 to 348 and encodes 90 amino acids. The transcript has a single exon.